CGCUCACGGCAGCCCUUUUGGCACAGUUGACGGCCCAGAUGUUUUGUCUCCCGAGGCCGGCAAUUGCAGCGCCCUGGCCUGGCGAGAGAGGCGGACGGCGACAUGCAGACUCCCGAGGAACAGAAGAAGAGGUCAAAGCGGGACUCCACUCUCCUCCUCCUCCUCUUCGUCCAAUGGGGCGAUUCGGCUUUAAAGGGAUAGGUCCCGCCCAGCGAGUCCAUGUUGGCCUGCGACGCGUCCUCCUCCUUCCCGGGAAGAAGGGCAGAAAGGAGCCCGGUCGGUCUCGCUCCGGAGGAAGUGUAAAACAUGGUCAAGGCAAAGGUUGCCAUCAUUGGCGCUGGGCUGAUUGGUCUCUCCACUGCUGUGUGCAUUUCGGACUCUAUUCCAGACUGCACUGUGACUGUCAUUGCUGACAGAUUUACUCCCAACACCACAAGUGAUGUAGCUGCUGGGGUGCUUAUUCCACAUUUUUACCCAGGGACAUCAGUUCAUCAACAGAAACAGUGGUAUAGGGAGACUUUUGACUUCUUGUCCAUAAUCUGUAAUUCCCCUAAUGCUUCAGAGGCUGGAAUUCAUUUAAUAUCUGGGUGGCAGAUUUUUAAAACUGUUCCUGAUGAGAAGGUACCAUUUUGGUCUGAUGUGGUUCUGGGAUUUCGCUCCAUGACUGAAAGAGAGUUGAAGAAAUUUCCACAGCACAAAUUUGGCCAGGUCUUUACUACACUAAAAUGUGAAUCCCCCCUCUAUCUGAUUUGGCUAGAGAAAAGACUGAAAGAAAAUGGAGGCCAGGUGCAAGUUAGAAAACUAGAAGACCUUUGGGAAUUGUAUGGCAGCUACGACAUUGUAGUGAACUGCUCAGGCAUCGGCUCCAGGAAGCUUAUAGGAGACCUGGAGAUAUAUCCCAUCAGAGGUCAAGUUCUCAAGGUUCACGCCCCGUGGGUUACACACUUCAUUCGCGAUGGGGAUGGACUAACGUACAUCUUUCCAGGGAUACACAGUGUCACAUUAGGCGGGACGAGGGAAAAGGAUAACUGGAACUUGGCCCCAGAUUCCAGUAACAGCAAAAACAUACUCAACCGGUGUUGUGCUCUUGAGCCCUCUCUUCAAGCAGCUAAGGAUAUCCAGGUGAAGGUGGGCCUGAGGCCAACGAGGUCUGCUGUGAAAGUACAGAAAGAGACACUGGUCCGAGGCAAUGAGAAACUGGUAGUGGUCCACAACUAUGGACAUGGUGCUGGUGGCUUUUCAGUGCACUGGGGUACAGCCAAAGAGGCAACUCAACUAGUGAAAGAGUGCAUUGCAGCAUUACAACAGCCCAGGUGCAAGGCAAAGCUGUAAAGCGUAGGAUGAAAAUGUUCCCUUUGUCUUAGUAAUUAGUAAUACUGUUGUACUAGAACAGUUUUUCCCAACAUGGUGCCCUCCAAAUACAUUGUGCUGUAACUUUUGCCUGCCCAAGUUUGCAUAGCCAGUAGUCAGGGAUGGAAGGUCUGUAGCCCAAAACAUUUGGAAAACACUAGAUUGAGGAAGGCUAAUCUGGAUGGUUUGUACUGAAAUUCUUUUAGCUUAAUUGUUUCCCAGGAAAUAUUAUAGUUCCUACUAUUAAUGGCUCCUUAAUUUACAUUAUAAUCCUCUAAUCCAGAAUUUUUCAUUUCUCUCUGUGUUAUAUAAAGAUGACAUUUCAGUCUAGUUUCUGUCUGUAUCCAAGUUUUAUUAUAUGGGAAGAAUCAUCACAAUGUUUUGAAUACUAUUAGUCAAAGCCAUAUCAAUGCAUUCUGUACUGUUUGACAAGUUAGACCUAUUUUAAAAAUCCUAAUUAUAUAGUGCUCUGUGCAACAAAUGAUGUUGCUUUAAAAUUAGCUAAUUUAAUUUUCUUAGGCAAUAUUUUUAGCUUUAGAUUGGAAUAAGAAAAACAGUCAAGGAGAUUGGAUGUCCCUCUUCCUUAUUUUUGAAGGGAUUUUUUUUUUGCCCACAAAUGGACUCUUGAAAGCUGAUCUAUCACAUAGAUCAGAAAUAUUAAAUAAAGCAAAUUUGAAUAACAGAUGAAAGAUGUUUUGGUCAAUCCGUUUCCAAUUAUUUGUUUACAUGCAUAUAUCCUCAAGCAAUUUUUGACAGAUUUGUUCCCAAAUGUUCCCAUGGCCAAUAGUUGUGAAGAAGACCAGCACAUCUUUGUUGUGCUUCUGUCAGGGGAAAUAGUUUACUUUUCUUUGAUUUCUGGGUCAUUGUGUGCUAUGGCAAGGAAGCAAGAUCCCUGAACUGAGGGAGAACAUGAAGACAUCCAUGGCUUUCCUGUUGUAGAGGGAUCACCUGUCCCUGUUAUGUUGACAUUUGGACUCCAGGUCGGCAGAAGGUUCUCCAGUGGUGAACAUUGGCCAUACCUCCAUCCUCACAAUGGCCCCCUUCUAAACCAUCCCUGGAACAUUAAUUACAUUCAGAGGAGUGGGGAGUUGGACAAUUUUGGGCCAAGGAUGGCCCAAAAUACUUCAUUUCUAUUUAAAAAAAUAUAUAAUGUUGUCAUUAGUGGGUACUACAAUGUCACUACCUUUGUCUCAGAUUGUGUGAAGAGGUAUUCAAUAUCUCCUUAUGCUGUUAUCAUACCAGGCUAUGAGGAGGUGCCUGGGCUUAGCUCUACCUUACCUUCAAUCUGGGUGCAUCUACAUUGUAGAAUUAAUGCAGUACAUCACUUUAACAUGGCUCAGUGCAAUGGAAUCCCAGGAAUCAAGGUUUUACAAAGACUUUUGGCUUUUCUGCCAAAGAGUUCUCGUGCUUCAACAGCAUUGAGCCGUAGCAGUUAAAGUGGUGUUGAACUACGUUUAUUCUACAGUGUAAAUGCAACCUAAGUUAUACCAUUGCCUGGUUGCUGUCCCUUCAAGACCUUUGCUUAAGCACUUGGCAGAACUUUACACUGUCAGAUUCAAAUAAGAUCUCAGCUAACAGGCACACUAGGUUUUUAAAAGUUGUACUUUGUACAAUUCUGAACUUUUUGAAUACUGUGCAAAUUGAAUUAUACUUACCUAUACUUUCAAAUAUAUGGGUUCUUUUUAUUAAUGUGGCAAUAAGAAUUCUGACACUUAAUGACUUUUGAAUUUGAUGUUAUUUUAUUUGCAAAGAAUUGGAUGAGGUAAUUAGCUACAGCAUCCCCUCAGGAGAACACAGUGAUUUGUUGCAGGGCUUUGUAUUGAUCAUAUUUUUGCAAAAUAAAAUUGAGUUCUUUUUCUGCA
Molecule: messenger RNA, 3212 nt
Organism: Anolis carolinensis (green anole)
Lineage: Eukaryota; Metazoa; Chordata; Lepidosauria; Squamata; Anolidae
Gene: ddo
Product: D-aspartate oxidase
Exons: 5
Coding region: 307-1332 (341 amino acids)
Biological process (GO): D-amino acid catabolic process; L-aspartate catabolic process
Cellular component (GO): cytoplasm
Molecular function (GO): FAD binding; D-aspartate oxidase activity
Source: RefSeq, a predicted model, not a curated record